Molecule: messenger RNA, 3750 nt
Organism: Chinchilla lanigera (long-tailed chinchilla)
Lineage: Eukaryota; Metazoa; Chordata; Mammalia; Rodentia; Chinchillidae
Product: sodium-dependent glucose transporter 1C-like
Exons: 4
Coding region: 294-1589 (431 amino acids)
Biological process (GO): transmembrane transport
Source: RefSeq, a predicted model, not a curated record
CCAAAUUCAACCAUUUGCCUAGUUUUGCAGGUAGAGGAAUAGGGCCAGCGAGGAAGUGCACUUUUCCAGCUCGCACAGCUGAAGUGUUACAACCAGGAACGCCUCUUACCCCGCACCGUUCUAUUUAAAAGUAUCCAGGCUUCAGAACCUUAAAUGCUUUCCUUCAACAAAGUGGACUGAGUAUUGCUAUACUGGGACCCACGUUUCAAGAUUUGGCAACGAAUGUAAACCGAAAUAUCAGCAGUCUUUCUCUAAUUUUUGUGGGCCGGGCAUCUGGAUAUUUGUGUGGCUCUAUGAUUGGUGGUGUUCUUUUUGACUGUAUGAAUCAUUUUAUAGUUUUGGGGAUGUCACUGUUGGGUACCACCGUUGGUCUGUAUACCAUUCCUUUUUGCAAAACACCAGUAUUACUGAUUGUCAUGAUGUCUGUCUUCGGCAUUGCAAUUGGCAUUCUGGAUACAGGUGCCAACGUCCUUAUCCUGGCUCUGUGGGGAGACAAGGGAGCCCCACAUAUGCAGGCUUUACACUUCAGUUUUGCCUUGGGUGCCUUUUUGGCUCCUAUUCUGGCAAAAUUGGCCUUGGGGAUGACCAUGUCAGCUGAAAACCACACAGAGCCUGACCUUCACCAUCCAGCCCUCAACCGAUCACCUGAAGCCGACCCAGACCUUCUGUUUGCAGCACCUGAUGACUUGAACUUACUGUGGGCUUAUGCUUCCGUCGGCACUUACACCUUUGUAGUUUCUGUCUUCCUGUUUGCUCUGUUUUUCAAGAAAACCUCGAAGCACGAAAAGUCAACAGCGUCUGCUCAGGAAUCUCGAAGAGCUAAACAUCACAAGGCCCUGCUCUGCCUCCUUUUUCUGUUCUUCUUUUUUUACGUUGGAGCUGAGAUAACCUACGGCUCUUACAUUUUCUCCUUUGCCACCACCCACGUUGGCCUGGAGGAAAGCGAAGCCGCCGGCUUGAACUCCAUCUUCUGGGGGACCUUUGCAGCCUGCAGGGGCCUGGCAAUCUUCUUUGCUACAUGUUUACAGCCUGGCACCAUGAUUGUGCUGAGCAACAUUGGCAGCCUGGUCUCAUCUUUAUUCCUGGUGCUUUUUGACAAGAGCCCACUUUGUGUCUGGAUAGGGAGUUCUGUGUAUGGGGCCUCAAUGGCCACCACCUUUCCCAGUGGUAUUUCUUGGCUUGAGCAGUACACGACCAUAAGUGGGAAAUCUGCGGCCUUUUUUGUCAUUGGUGCUUGUCUGGGAGAAAUGGCUAUUCCUGCAGUCAUUGGAAUUCUUCAAGGACAAUACCCAGAUUUGCCAGUAGUUUUGUACACGUGUUUGGGGUCAGCAAUAUUCACUGCGGUAUUAUUUCCUGUGAUGUAUAAAUUAGCCACCUUGCCUCUGGAUCGCCACCAGAAAGAAAACAGAAAGAAUGAGGACCAGAAAGCUUUGCUGAAUGACUUUGAAGAAUAUAAUGAAGGAGAGGAUGCAGAAAGGUGGAAUGAGAUGGAUUUUGAAGUUGUUGACAUGAAUGUUAUGGUGAGGCCUUCUGUCAUACAGACAUCCAGAAAUAUUUUGAUGGAGCCUGGAUCUGACGAAUCCAACUAGUUUCGCUCAACUGCAAUGAUGUUUGAGUGUUCUCCACUCAGUAUUGGUGAUUGUCUAUGGAAUACUUCACCGGAGAUGAGGAGAAAGUGGACUAACGUUAGAAAAGAUGGAUUACUUAGUAACUUCCCUGAGUAAUUGCCAUUUCUAAGGAGUCCAUUUGGAGAAGAGCCUUAGCAGAUUUUCUGCUUGCUUUAUUAGCCCAUCUGUAGCAAAUGUAAAAGUUUUGAAAUACCAGUUGGUCUUAUAAAGUAGAAUUUGUUAUCAGACUAGUGUUUGGCAUGAGACUGAGUAGGUAAUAAUUUAUGAAUUCCACCUAUCAGAGCAUACAAAGAAAACUUUUUUUCUUCGAGAAGUUGGAUAUAGUUCUAAUAGAGCAAAACCAUGAAGAAGUGAUUUGCUAGGGAAAUGACUGGGUAUCCAUACCCUGCUGGGAAGUUGGGUUGAGUCAUUUCACAAAAGGGCAUGCUUGGAAGUAGAUGUUUUUAUUAAUUGCUUUACCUUUUCUGUAUGAUUGACCCAAGAAUGCUAAUAACUCAUUUCAGUUUUUUUAAAAACUUUUUUGGAUCAGUUUAUAUUCUAUGAAGAGAACAUAAAGCAGGGCCCAAUGGAUCUGACUUCAAGAGAUGACUACCUUUGGGUCUGUCUUGCAUCACUGACAUGGGUCUCAUUUAUCUUGUGAUCUUUGAUUCUGGAAGUGAUAGUGAGAUGAGUUCUAUCUAAAUUGAGAAACUUAAUGGGUUUUCAGUUUACAGGAUGUCUGCUAGAAUAGCCCAUUCUUCAUUUUAAAUGAUCUGGGUAAUAAGAAUAAUAAAUAGCUCUAUUGUUGUGCUACUGAUUAUGAAUUAAUAUAAUUUAUAUUUAGUGUUUUCUUUGAAUAAGUAUUUAAAGAAUACUUUUGUAGGUGCUGCAUUUCAUGGCUCCUAAGAUAACCUUCUUCCCAUACUUUUUUAAAACUUGUCUGAAACGGGAUAUGUCUUGCAUCAGUUACUAUUUAAUAUAUACCAAUUCUAACUGACAGGUCUUUCCAUUUAUAUGAAAGAUUGUGUUUUAUAAUGAGUAUCUCAGUUUCAGUAAAAUACAGUGAUUCAUUCAAUUAUGGAGAGUAGACAAUUUUUGCAGACAUUUGUAAAAAUAAAGUUAUUGUUAUAGCUUUCUCCCUACUUAUGUUUAGAGGGGAUUUGGAGACACUGUGUUCUGAUGUCAGCAGCUGCUUCAGAGUUACUGUGUUCACAGCAGGCAUUGGAUGGAUCUUUCGGGGCCCUUGCCAUACCUUAGGAGCCUCCAUGGUUCCAAGUCAUGCUAUUUCCGGAUUCAGUGUUAGUGUGUUUUGGGUUUUAAUCACAGAAUAACUACUGCAAAGCAGUGAGGCCUUGUCUUCUACAAGGAUCCAUAUAUGUGUGUCACCCAUCAGACUUCUUCCUGAGUUUGAAAUGCCCAGGAGGCCAAACUAAAGUUGAGAAAGUGCAUUGGUGGCCAGCAAGUCAGGGAUAAGACAGGAGGUACUUCACACAAGUAUGGCAAAACUAGCGUGGCCAUCCUUUGACAAAUGACUAGGAUUGAUGACAGAUUUUGUGUACUUUUUCCCAUGUUUUAUGCUGAACAAAUCAAAUUUCUCUGAUUACAGUAUUUUUGCUUGCUCUUUUUCUUUCUCUUAACUAAUUUUUGUAAAUUCACUCUCAGAAAGUUGUUUGGGUUUGUCUGACAGGAAAUACAGUACCCAUUCACCUUAUGCCCACCUCAGCGCUGGUUCAUGUUAAUAAUACUUGGAGAGGGCUGGUGGAAAGAUUGACAGUGAGAAACCCUUUCCUUUUUAUUUUUUUUUUUUGAACUAUACUUAGCUUGAGCUUAGAAAAUACCUCUGUCCAAUUUACUGCUUUUCCUCAAAUUGUUGGGCUUCAAGCAGUUGUAGUAGUUCGGCCUUUGGGAGGCUUGUUACACAAGGGAUUCUACUAUGACAUCUACUUUUAAAGGGUAGAAGGUGGAGUUGAGGGAGAGAAGCAUAGUAAGAAGACUAUGACACAAAACCCAGAAAUCCAUAUUGGAAAAUUCACUAAGAUUCCACAGUUCAAAAUAUGAGUGUCUCUAAGAGAGGAGACAUUGUUAUGGUUUGAAAGUGUAUUUCCGUAUUGGAAGGAAAAGAUAGAAUGAUUCCAGUAAUUAG